Molecule: messenger RNA, 3125 nt
Organism: Lethenteron reissneri (Far Eastern brook lamprey)
Lineage: Eukaryota; Metazoa; Chordata; Hyperoartia; Petromyzontiformes; Petromyzontidae
Product: trace amine-associated receptor 4-like
Biological process (GO): regulation of appetite; positive regulation of MAPK cascade; chemical synaptic transmission
Cellular component (GO): plasma membrane
Molecular function (GO): G protein-coupled serotonin receptor activity
Source: RefSeq, a predicted model, not a curated record
CUCCAGUCCCUCCGAUUUCCUCCUACACGUGGACACACCAACUGCUCAAGGACAGGAAGUGGCCAAACAUCUUAAAGGACGCUUUUCAUUUUCCCAAAAUUGUAAGAAACAGAGAUGGUCGGGAGAUAUAGGAUUUAUGUGCCCCAGACACUGAUGCUGGGUGAAUGACUGUGCUAGAGAGAGGCAAGACAAAUGCAUGCAAGGAACAGUGGACAAGUUGGCAAACGAGUGACUGUGAAGCAAGAAGAAGUCCCUUAACUGAUUGAGACGCUGGGCACUGAAUAGUUCGAAGGGGGCACCAUGAACUCCAGCCUGGCUCUAGGACUCAUGGGUGGGGAUCCUGACCACAAUGCCUCCAACGUGGAGCCACUGAUCUGUCUGAUCCGGGAGUCCGGCCUCCGCUGCCGCCCAGCUCGAAUGUCUGCACGCAUCGCCAACAUCGUCUUAAUCAUCAUGAUUGUUACCACGGUGUUGAACGUCCUGGGAAACAUGACCAUCAUCAUGGCUAUCUCCUACUUUAAGCAGCUGCAGGUGCUGCCCAACACCUUCACCUUUUCCCUGGCGGUGGCCGACAUCAUGGUGGGCGUAGUGGUGAUGCCCUUCUACACGACACAGUGCGUCUACGACUGCUGGUUCUUCGGCCAAAAAUUCUGCAAGGUCCACCACUUCCUUGAUGCCUUUAUGUGCACCGCCUCCACCUGGCACCUCUGCUGCAUCGCCUACGAGCGAUACCUGGCCAUUUGCGACCCGAUGCACUAUAGGCAGCGCUUUACCUGGAAGACAGCAGCCUUGCUUCUUGCCACCGCAUGGCUCGGGACAGUGUUAUACGUGGUGCCCGUGAUGCUGGGAUGGAUUGUCAUUGGCAUCGAGGACAUGAUGGCAAGCCGCACCUGUACGGACAACUGCAUCUUCUACAUGAACAAGCCAUUCUCGAGCUGUGGUGCCGUCAUCACCUUCAUGGUGCCGACAACGGUAAUGACCCUUGCCUACGCGAAGAUUUACCGUGUGGCACGCAAGCAGGCCCGCUCCAUCAGCAUCCAGCAGCAAGGGAGUCAGGGCAAGUCGGGCUUCAACAAGCAGCAGUGGGCGGCCAUGAAACGAGAGCACAACGCCACCAAGACUGUGUCCAUCAUUCUGGGCGUCUUCAUUUUCUGCUAUGCGCCAUUUUUUUACACCAUCGUCAAAGAUGCCUGGAUCGAUUUUAGAACAAAUUCCUUCACCUGGGACAUGGUAAACUUUUUCGGGCAUGUUAACUCAGCCAUCAACCCUUACCUAUACGGGGGCUUCAACCGCGCGUUUCGUAACGCCAUCCGCAUCAUGUUUAGCCGCAAGUUUUGGCAGCCUGGGAGCCGCUCAGCCGAGCUGUGAGUGUCCAAUGAGGUCCUAAAUUUGAUUUCUAGGAUUUAAUUUAACAUUAAAUCGAGUUUAUGUGUGUAAUGUGUUUGAUGGUUUCUCAGUCCCAUCACUAGUUAUUGAACAGGUUUGCGGGGUGGGGGGGAGAACACGUGUGUGUCUUGGAAAACUUGAUGCAGACAUCCUCACGCCUACUACGGUUAUUUGGGCAUGUGCUCCCUAAACCUUGGUUCACACUACCUGCCAGAUUUGUUGCGCGUGGAUAUAUUAUGGAUGGACGAGGCCAAAGGGGUCUCUCGUGAUUUUGGUUGCUUUACUGCCAUACUACUGUAGCGGACACUCUCCUCACAAACCCGCCGAGACAGGUCAGAGUUCCAGUCCGUUUAUUCCACCUCUGAAACACACAGCUCCCUCCUUCAUCCAGUUUUCUCCUUACGUCCCUCCUCCGACGUGCUUUCUUAUCCUCCCAGGUCCCUCUCCCCCCACCCUCAUCCCUGUCACCUCAUUUCCAGCUGCCAAUCACAUAUCGUCACAUAUUGGACCAUGUCUCCUCAUCUCCUGCCACCAAUCACAGAUCGUCAUACUGCGGGGUUACUCCUGGUCAGGCAAGUGCAGGGAUUGAUGUCAGCGUGUAGGGCAUAGGGAAUGAUGAUGUUGUGGGGACAGUUAUGGAGGACUGUUGCAAAACGUAAACCAUUCCUUUUAAGGGAAUUUGCCAAACUUUUCAAAGCAAGAUAUGCUGGAAGUCUUGACACAGUGAGUCUUUCAUGGAUGAUUGAUGACCUAAUGGUUAAAAUGUGUGAGUGGUCUAUGUUGUUGCAGUUGGAUUACUAUCAAAGUAAAAUGGACUGAGGAAAGUAUUUUAAUUUCAUGUGGUCAAGGGUUGUCGGCCAUUUAAAGUUUUAAAGUCAAACAUUUAACAUGGAGACAAUAAUUAGCACACACUAUAGUGAAUAGGCCUCAUUCUGGCUUUAAAUUUUAACAAACACAAUUGAAGACAUCAUCACGUCAAAGCGUGUGAUAAUACAGCUGAUACCAAAGAAUUGAGUGCUCGCUAUAAUUAUUGUGAUCUGUGCUUUUCGGCUGUCGUGUAAAAUAAGGAAUAGUACGUGUUCAGUUUUCCAACUCCUGGACAAAAAGUCUGCCCACACUGUGCAGGUCGAAACGGUUAUUUUGCCAGACUUUAUGUUGGUCAGCCUGGUGAGUGAAGCAGGGAGCAUAGAUGUAGAAGCAUAGUAGUACAAUACAAAUAAAAGAUUGGACUUUUCUGCACUGCCCUCUACCGACCACAGCAUAGUCUGCUGUAGCAGCCUUUGACCACCGGCAUGCACAGUGAUCGCCCUUUCAGGUGAAAUUCAGUCUUAAAAUCUGCUUAGCUUCUGCGAUCAUCUGACGAGAUCGGGUGCAUAUCGGGUAAUUUUAUGUCAAUUAGUCGCAAGCCCCGAGAGGAGGCGUAGCAGUUCUCAAUACUAGACAUCGCCUGUUGAUGCCAUUCUCAUGCGCCCGAUACGCCAAGUGUAGGCUGAGAUUACGAUGUCUGAAAUCGGCCCCAACCGUGUGCAUCCAGGUCUACCUCGGCCUGCCCCUGUGUAGAGUCCAAUCUUGAGCAAGGCCAUCGAUAAUUGCACAGUUCUCCCAACGUGUCAGCAGGGGCAAUGUGUCUGCAAGAGUUGCCGCCUCCUCGUUCGAAGUCAGACACCGGCUGACAUUCUGCUCGAUGAAGGACUUCAGCAUUUGUGAUAUGCUCACUGAAGUGAAAUUCAAGUAUCCAU